Molecule: messenger RNA, 1254 nt
Organism: Impatiens glandulifera
Lineage: Eukaryota; Viridiplantae; Streptophyta; Magnoliopsida; Ericales; Balsaminaceae
Product: ubiquitin-conjugating enzyme E2 22-like
Exons: 7
Coding region: 261-1037 (258 amino acids)
Source: RefSeq, a predicted model, not a curated record
CUAAACCGGUUUUGCUGGCCCACAAUCCAGGCGUCCAACGGUCCAAAGUUGCUCCCCAUAAACGGAGCUUGAAAGGGCAGAUCGCUUUCGCACAACGCUCUUUAGAAAUCGCUCUUUGCCCAAGAGAGAGAAAGAGAGAGAAAGAGAGAGAAGGCGGAAGAAGAUAUCUACGGCAGUCUAAAUCCUUCUUCUUCUUUAAAGAAAUCCAGUCUCUUUGCAAAUCCAGUGGUCUUUUGGAAGCUCUCACCAUUCAGAUUAUUAUGGCUACGAAUGAAAAUCUUCCACCAAAUGUGAUUAAGAAACUUGCCAAAGAAUUGAAGAAUUUGAAUGAAACCCCUCCAGAGGGAAUUAGAGUGAAUGUCAAUGAUGAUGACUUUGCAGUUAUAUAUGCUGACAUUGAAGGCCCAGGUGGAACUCCAUAUGAGAAUGGUGUAUUCCGUAUGAAGUUGAUAUUAUCUCAUGACUAUCCUCAUACUCCUCCAAAAGGUUACUUUUUAACUAAGAUUUUCCAUCCAAAUAUUGCAACAAAUGGAGAGAUUUGUGUGAACACUUUGAAGAAGGAUUGGAACUCUACUCUUGACUUGCGGCAUGUCCUCAUUGUAGUCAGGUGUCUGCUGAUAGAACCAUUUCCAGAAUCGGCAUUGAAUGAACAGGCUGGCAAGCUGCUGCUUGAAAAUUAUGAGGAAUACGCCAGGCAUGCAAGGAUCUACACUGGAAUUCAUGCGCAUAAGCCAAAGCCAAAAGUUAAGACAGGAGCUAUAUCAGAAUCGACCACUGCCCUCAAUGUCGAUCAAUUGAAUGCCUCCACCACCCUCAAAGCCGAUCAGAAGUUACCAGAAUCGACGACAACUCUACCAUUGAGAGAAUCUGCCACAGCCUCUUCCAAGGUGGCAUUAUUAAACUCAAAUAUCGAUGAGACAGGAGUGAGUGGGUCAACUGCAGCACAGAAGAAGGAUAAUAAUGGUUUGGGAGGAGGAAGAGCUCAUGCAGAUAAAAAGAAAAUUGAUGCAAGAAAGAAGAGUUUAAAGAGAUUAUGAUGAGAAGAGACUUGAAAUAAGUGUUGGAUUGAUUUGGUUUGGUUGGUUGGUGGGGGUAAGUUGAAUAAUUUAUCUUGUGCUUUAUUAGAACUCUCAAGUGUAUUAUGUACUAUGCAAACAAAACUAUUAUAUGAAUGUUGUUCCUUAAAUGGAAUUAACUUGCACAGUCUUGAGAGUAAAAUCUUGAGCAAUUUGAAGAAGCACUUAUUUGAGGAUA